This is a messenger RNA of Megalops cyprinoides (Indo-Pacific tarpon), 2614 nucleotides long. It is a transcript of the gene nfe2, whose product is annotated as nuclear factor, erythroid 2. The transcript is spliced from 4 exons. Gene Ontology annotation, biological process: regulation of transcription by RNA polymerase II. The coding region runs from base 380 to 1918 and encodes 512 amino acids. The record is from RefSeq and is a predicted model, not a curated record. Gene Ontology annotation, molecular function: DNA-binding transcription factor activity, RNA polymerase II-specific; RNA polymerase II cis-regulatory region sequence-specific DNA binding. Gene Ontology annotation, cellular component: nucleus. NCBI's taxonomy places the organism in Eukaryota, Metazoa, Chordata, Actinopteri, Elopiformes, Megalopidae.
GUGUGUGUGUGUGAGAGAGAGAGAGAGGGAGAGAGAGAGAGAAAGAGAGAGAGAACGAGUGCACAUGUACUCCGGGGACGUGUAACUACCAGUUAAAAGCAGCUGAACUUUCAUAUCCACUGGUCGCCAGCUUCACUUGCGGUAAUUAACUUGUUUUUUUUCUGCUUCAAUUUAUUCUGCCAGGAUUAUGUGUCACGUGAGACGGGUGAAGUUUUUUUCCUCCCCAAAGGCACCUGUUGAAGAGAUAGAAGAAAUGAAAUGACUUGAGCGCUGCUUUGCCUUUGGUAAUAAGGUGAAAAAAGUCAGAAAACGGUGCCCAUUGACGAUUUCCAGUGAAAUGCAUCUUAGGAGAGCUCCUUGCCGUGAGGCCCGAUCCUGAAUGUGCUCAGCAGCCAACUGUGUCUUGCCCCCACAGAGGAGCUGUGAGGGACUUGCUAACCCUGGAAGACCCCAUGGCAGGGUGUCGAUGCCCCCAAACACCCCUGGACCCUGGCUGCAACGAAACCCCUCCAGCACAGAAAUGGACUUAACGUGGCAAGAGCUGAUGGCCAUUACUGAGCUACAGGAGUUGGAGGUGCCCAAUGAAAGCCCAUUUGAGUCCUCUAUGUACCACUCCACUGAGCCAGUGGUAGCCAUGGGGGGAUUUGGAAUGGGUCAGCCCCCAAAUCAGUCACUUCUGCCCACCUGUGGUACCAAUCCUGCUGCUGCUGUUUAUGAGGGACCCUACUCCGAGCUAAUGCCAGCCUGCCAGCGCCCAGGCACCACCGCUGAGGGCCUCUAUGGACCUCCCAGGGCUCAGCUGUCCUGCAGGAUGCUCCCCGGCCCCCACUCACUGCAGCCCCCCAUGGUGAACAUCCUAGAGCACUUGAGCUUUGCGGGGACCAACGAGGGGCCCUCAACGGACAUUAUGGGUAACCCGCAGGGCCACGGCCGCACGUCCCUGGGGAUCGGACCUGGGGUGUACAAACAACAAAUCGCCCCCGACGAUCUGGAGUCCGACUCUGGACUGUCGCUUGGAUCUAGCCCUCCCCUGGCUUCUCCUGGGACUGCAGCAGUGACAAGUGUGCCAGCCUACUCAUGCGCAGAAGUGCGUCUUGGCUACAGUGACGGGGAGCCCCUGGAGAUGGAGGGCAUGGCCGAUCACUACAGGGCCAGGGCUGACCGCUUUUACUCCAUGGAGCACCAGCAUCCCGGCAACCCUUACCCCUCCUAUCCUGCACCACCCUCUUCUUACUUCUCACCAGCGCCCAGUCUCCCCCCUCCACAGCUGCAGCAGCAGCAGUCUGUGCAGUUGAAACGGCACCAAGUUUUACCCUCUGUGCCACACGACUUACAUCUUAAUGGGUCCAGCAUGGCGGGCACCCGGGCCGACUCCUGCCGUGCCAUUUACAGCAGGCCCAAGGGAGCAGCUGGGACCCCUGGGGUGGAGGCCCCUCUGACCCGGGACGAGCGGCGAGCCAUCGCACUGAAGAUCCCCUUCCCGCUGGACAAAAUCGUCAACCUGCCGGUGGACGACUUCAACGAGCUCCUGAGCAAGUACACCCUGAGCGAUGCACAGCUUGCCCUCGUCCGCGAUAUCCGCCGGCGGGGCAAAAACAAGGUGGCCGCCCAGAACUGCCGCAAGCGCAAGCUAGAGAACAUCGUGCACCUGGAGGGGGAGCUGGGGCAGCUGCGGGCACGGCGGGAACACCUGGCGCAGGAGAGAGUGGAGUACCAGCGCAGCCUGGCCCUGGCCAGGUGCCGUCUCUCAGACCUCUAUGCGGAAGUGUUCUCCAAGCUGCGGGAUGAGCACGGGCAGCCGUACUCUCUGGAGGACUACACUCUGCAGCAAACCAACGAUGGGAGCGUCUUCCUGGUACCGCGCAAUGGCAGCGAGGAAGGAGAGCUCGGGUCUCAUGGGACCUUUGUGGCCCAUUAACACAAAAGACAUCUGCCCAGUUAGCCUCUUCUACUUUGUGUAGGCUGGGCUCUACCCAACCCUUGCCCUGUGAGGUUGCAAUAUCUGUAGGCCAUCCUUCCAGCUCGGCACUUUACCACCAGAUUUAUUGACUAAUUUUGCUUACCUUACUGGCUAUCAGAAUCUCAGAGGUUUUAAAGUGCUGGAAAUUCUGCAGAUCGUCAACUCUGCAGGUUCAGCGGCCUUGACAGAGACCUGGGGCACUUUAAAAGCUAAAGGACACUUGCAAUUAGUGCCAUUAGUUUCUUCCUAAAUACAUUGACAAUUCAGAACAAGCAUCUAAAAUGAGGGCUGCAAAUGGAAAGCACUGAUGUUUGGAUUAAAAUGAGGUAGCCCUGCAUUUGCAGUAAGAAAUGAAACUGGAUGCAUUACACCACCUAAACAUUAUCUGGAUAUUAGCUUACAAGUGCCUUUUCUAGGAGGCCAGUUACUACUGCUAAAGUUUCUAAUAUUUAAUAUUGGCUUCUACUCAAAUGCAGACAGACUUCCAGGGUAAAUCAUUAUUAAACAUGUAUGCUAAGAGCCCUGAAUUUGGGAGUGUAUGGCCAGGAGUCAACACUUAAAGAUGCUUGCUGUUUUGCUGUCAAGUUAAGCAGGAUUCAGGUUACUUUUUUCAACUCCACAAGCUGAAAACUCUGUAAUGAUUUUCACACUGUC